Messenger RNA from Candida dubliniensis CD36, 453 nucleotides. RefSeq lists its product as uncharacterized. The record is from RefSeq and is a predicted model, not a curated record. The coding region runs from base 1 to 453 and encodes 150 amino acids. The transcript has a single exon. Lineage: Eukaryota; Fungi; Ascomycota; Pichiomycetes; Serinales; Debaryomycetaceae.
AUGGACGAAUUGUUUGACGCCAACGCAACGAUCUUGCAAUUACUACCAAGCACCCUCCCCGGCUUGAUUGAAAAGCCUAGCAUUGAGCGAUCCUUUAAUCACGACAAGGCAGCUGUCUUAACCAUGCUAUUGGGAUCGAAAUUCACCAACGCGCUAGAUCUCGCCCUAAGUCUGCAAAUAUCAGGCGACCUAUCAAACCUAACUUUCACCCAAGCUGGCCUACAGUUGCCUACACAUACAGAUAUGACAAACUGGUACUGUAAUUGCAUCGAAUACCAAUCAUGCUACACUUCCAACAUGGACAUAACCACCAUAGCCGGUACCUCCUGGAUCCACCAGAUUUUGGGCACUCACGUGUUAUCUCCGAUUCCCAUAUGUAGUCAUAUACUAGCUAUAUUAAUAAUCAAAUACAACCCGCAGCUCGACCUAUCGUCGUGUGUGGGUCAAACUUGA